GAUGCUGGAGCGCCAGAAAGACAGUCCCAAAAUAUUCCAAGUAUAAUGUAUUCUGUAUCCUAAUGCCUGCGUGGUGUUUAACAAUCCGCGACAACAUUUAUCAAUAAAACAAGCAAGCCAAAUAUAAUGUGAUAUGGAGUUUCCUAUGACGUUAAACCGACAGCCAGCAUUUCAAGUGGUCACACUCCCUAGCGCGCGUGAUCCAUUCCAAGCAACGCGACGAACAAGCGAUCAGAGAUCAUCCCUCAUCUCACGCGCGCUCGCCACUAACCAGUUCCAUUCCAGCAUCCACCAUAAACAUCGCAAAGACGCCGGUCAGCCUCUCACAUCGAUCUUCGCUUCCAACCUCCACCUUAUUAGUCAUGUAUGCUCUGCGCUUCGCUGCAAAAGCAAACACAAAAAGAAAGGUAUCUCCCAAGGAAUGCGCGCCCGCGUGAGUCGUUCCAGCAGCCGGUGACAUCACAAAAGCACGCGCUCUGCUCAUCUCCGCUCAGAGUCUACAUGCAGGCCAAAGAACCGGCGCGAGGACCCCCAAAAACAGUUCGCAGUCACGUGCGUUUUAGCCAAUCGCGCUUCUCAAGAUCAAAACACACCUCCUCGAUCAUCCGCGACCACGACGGAAUGGAGGUUGGCUCGCGCUCUGUGGAGAGAAGAUUUAUGCACAUGAUUCGGCAGAUUGGCAUAUGGAUUCUCUUCGGUGACCUGCUGCUCCUGCAGUCAGUAGUGGCGGCGCCGAAAUCAGCAUAAACUAGUUGUCCGCUCGCCGAUGAUGAGCAGGUUCACAACCCCACGGCAGGUUGGGUGUCGCGCGAACGACCCAGCGGGUCGGCAUAUAAAACUGAAUGAUUUCCAGGAAGCGCCUGACAGUUUCCAAAAUAUUGCGGAAGGUUUAGGAUCGAUGGAGAGAUAAAUAAAAUUUGAAAAGGAAAAGUGUUAGAAUGUGCGGUUUGAAGUUUUUAACGGUCGUGCUAGUUGCCGUGUUUGGUUUAGGUUCUAGCGAUCGUCAAAUAGUCUCCGCAUCACCAGUGCCCCACAUCAUUGAUGCUCCUAGAGCUCACAGCGGUUCCGAUAUUCCAGCGGCUCUAGAAGGAAAAGCUAAGGCUUUACUGGAUGAAGAGGGCCAGCAGGGAACCUACGAUUUGGCAAACAUGAUAACCGACGAGCAUGACGUUGAGACGGUACAUUCACAUUUCCUAGCGGUGCAGGAAGCAGCCCAUGUCGAUACCCCCAAGAAGAAACGAAGACAUCAUCACCACAGACACGAGCACCACCGGAACUAGCAUUAGCGUUCACCGAAACAUGACCUGGCACGCUGAAUUAUUGGACAAGAAAAACAUUAGUUUAUAAACAAAUAAACUGGAUGCAAGCUCUAGUUUAUCUUGCAAUAUGAACAAAACCGAAUUGAAUGCAAUAUGAUAAGAUUUAAGAUAUUGUUUACAUUACUUUGUGACAGUACAAAAUGGACUGAUAUUAUAAGAAAUAGCGACACGCUGGUACGUGAAGCAAUUUAUGCAAUAUUGCAGUGCAAUAUUUUUGAAUGUUCUA
Messenger RNA from Aedes albopictus (Asian tiger mosquito), 1545 nucleotides. RefSeq lists its product as uncharacterized. The transcript is spliced from 2 exons. The coding region runs from base 939 to 1280 and encodes 113 amino acids. The record is from RefSeq and is a predicted model, not a curated record. NCBI's taxonomy places the organism in Eukaryota, Metazoa, Arthropoda, Insecta, Diptera, Culicidae.